Fonsecaea multimorphosa CBS 102226 is the source of this 951-nucleotide messenger RNA. RefSeq lists its product as uncharacterized. The transcript has 2 exons. The record is from RefSeq and is a predicted model, not a curated record. Lineage: Eukaryota; Fungi; Ascomycota; Eurotiomycetes; Chaetothyriales; Herpotrichiellaceae. The coding region runs from base 1 to 951 and encodes 316 amino acids. Gene Ontology annotation, molecular function: oxidoreductase activity.
AUGACCUGCCCCCUGCCUCCCGUCGACCUCGCGGGUCUCAAGGACAAGUGCGUGCUGGUGACCGGAGGAGCAUCAGGUCUGGGGCUGGAAACGGCACAACUGUUCGCCUCACACGGCGCCUACGUGACCAUUGCCGAUGUGCAGCCUCCGCUGGACGACGAGACCCUCAUCAAGGCAGGCCAGCACGUUCAGUACGUCCACUGCGAUGUGAGCGAUUGGGACAGUCAAACGGCGGCAUUUCAAAAGGCAAUCUCCUUUUCGCCUGCAAAGGCCCUCGACGUGGUGACUACCUUUGCCGCUAUCGAUCCGCUGGAAAAUCUCAUCGACCAGGUCAAAUCCAGCAUCAGCCGGGAGGAAGUGACGCUGGAGACGAUCGAACGGCCGGUAGCACCCUCACUCCGGUGCAUCGACAUCAAUCUCAAGGGCUCGUACUACUCCGCCGCCCUGGCGCUGCAUUACUUUCAACUCAGGCCUCAACAUCCACCUUCGUCCUCUGCCGCUGCUGCCACCACCGCAAAGGGAACUCUGAUAUUCAUCUCCUCCCUAGCAGGCUACCUCGACGACGACCACUCCAUCGUCUACACGACUUCCAAAUUCGGCACGCGGGGCCUCUUCCGCGCCCUGCGCCGCCGGGCCCGCGACGAGCUGGGCGUGCGCGUCAACUUGGUCGCCCCCUGGGCCGUCAAGACGCCCAUGACGGCACCAAUCCUGAAAGCCAUGGAAAGCAUGGGCAUCCAGGACGGCAAGGGGAUCACGUUUGCGAAAAAGGAGACUUGUGCGCAGGCGGUGGGGAGGAUCGCCCUGGAUGAGACGGUGCAUGGACGAGCAUACGCCAUCAUGCCGGAAGGGGCAUUCGAUAUCAAAGACGACAUCGAGGGAGGGUAUGGGGGCGAGGAGUUGAAAGUGCUCAUGUCGUGGAGGAAGGCGGCGGGAGAUUUCCUCCAAGGUUAG